AUGGCUGGUACUCGUGAAGAAGAAAGACAACAUUUUAAAAAACAAACAGAUAGACGAGGAGAUUUUAAUCCAAAAAGAAAAAAUUCCCUUGCUGGUAAAAAUAAAGAUCUUCAUGCUACUACACCAUUGGCUUCAGGUACAGUAACCUCACCGACUACUCCUACGUCUCUUGGCUCUACGGCUUCAAACGCAUCAUUUUCUUCUGGUCCAGCUUUGCCUAGUUCAAGACCAAUUCCAGAACAUGUACCAGUAAAUAAUUUUAAUUCUGCAGAAAUUUCUUUAUUUUUAAAUAAUGGCUUUCAUGAAGCAGUGCAGCGAUAUCACAGUAAUUCUGAUCCUGAUCUUAAUGAAUUACUUUCAUUAGAGAAACCUGAUAUGUACAAACCUCCAACAGAAAAGAAUGCUUGGGGAAAUAAACUUACUUGGGGACAAGCUGCACAUUUAAUGGCAAAUGGCAAUGAUUUCUUUACUGAAUUGAGAAAAUCCAUUCCAAACGUCCCAGCAUCAAAUGCACAGCCGGCGACAGCAAAGUAA
This is a messenger RNA of Dentiscutata erythropus, 534 nucleotides long. NCBI's taxonomy places the organism in Eukaryota, Fungi, Glomeromycota, Glomeromycetes, Diversisporales, Gigasporaceae. The record is from the annotation of a GenBank genome assembly.